Hypomesus transpacificus is the source of this 1466-nucleotide messenger RNA. RefSeq names its product vesicle-associated membrane protein 5 (gene vamp5). The transcript is spliced from 3 exons. The record is from RefSeq and is a predicted model, not a curated record. NCBI's taxonomy places the organism in Eukaryota, Metazoa, Chordata, Actinopteri, Osmeriformes, Osmeridae. Bases 238 to 555 code for a protein of 105 amino acids. Gene Ontology annotation, molecular function: SNAP receptor activity; syntaxin-1 binding. Gene Ontology annotation, biological process: vesicle-mediated transport; vesicle fusion; SNARE complex assembly. Gene Ontology annotation, cellular component: plasma membrane; SNARE complex.
CCUGCCUCAGUAAAGAAAUAGUGACACCCGAUCCGCAGAGAGCAGAGCGAAAGUCUGAGUUGGGAGAAGGAAACCGAACCACAUCGGGAAAGAUUGAGAGCAGCAACCUAGAGAACAUAUUUGAAGUGAAACCAAGAUUAAAGCAAGUGAAUUAGUAGGAAGGUUAACCAACGACACACUUCAAGUUCAAAUGCAUUGGAUUCGGUGACUAACUUGAGAGUUAGUGACGUGUUUGAAAUGGAGAAUGGCAUGAGCCGUCUGCAGCAGACUCAGGAGAAGGUGGAGGAGGUGAAGGUCAUUAUGCUUGAUAACCUCAACAAGGCUGAUGAGAGGUCUGGGAAGCUGGGGGAGUUGGAGAACAGGGCUGACUCAUUACUGGCAAAGAGUAAGAAUUUUGAAAAGACUACAACGAAAGUAAAGAACCAGGAGCGAUGGGAAAACAUGAAGUUGAAGGUGGUUAUGGCAGUGGUAGGGGGGAUUGUUGUUGUCGCUGUAAUUGGGAUUACUGCAUAUUGUUUGUUAGGCACAGAGGAGACCUCGAAGCCACCUGGUUAAAUCAGGUCAAGCAAGCCCAGGUGGAACUCACAGGUGGUCUAUAUGGAUGCAAGUCAGAUUGCAACAAUUGGACAAACCUUUUAUUUUCUAGGAUUUCCUGCAGGCAAAAACAUUUCAAACAACACUGUUUGUUAUAUAUUUUUUGUUUAGAGGUGUUCUGAGCUGUAUACUUCCUGUGCACAUCCUGACAUGGUACCACCACUAGCUCGGCUGCUUUCUCUUGUUCAACGGUAUCGUGUUCUGCUGGACCUUGUCAGUAUUCGCUGGUCACAACUCAGAAAAGGUCCGCCAGCACCACAGAUAUGGCUAUUGCAUAAACUCUCUGUGAUCUGUUUCAUAACUAAGUAAUGACAAAUGAUAAAGCUUCAUAUGGAUAUCUCUGAUAAACUAGUAAUAUGUGAAGUAUGCCAACAUCCACACAUCUUUAAAUGCACAGUAAGGGUGAUAUAUGAACAGUCAUGACAACCACAUAUUCUUUUCUGCCUUUGUGGUUGGGUUAACAACUUCACUAAUUUGACAAAAGAAAAUAUGGAUUUGUAUUGAUAAAUUGUUAUGCUAGUGUGCUUCUGUUAUUAUGCAUUUGUAUUUAUUUUUCAGUAAGUUAGCCAUAGCGUCAAAUGUGCUGCUGAGUCGAAACAUGAUUUAAUUCUUGUGUCCUUUUAGUUAGGGAAUUUUUUAUAGGGUGUCUUGUUCCUUUCCUCAUAUUAUCCUAGCCUAGAAGGUUAUGCCUAUAAAUAGAUUAGCCCAUGGGUAAAAGAUGUUUGCGCAUAAAACAUUAGUUUAACUGCCACUUUACAACUUUAAUACCAUUUGGUGCAUUUAUUCACGUCAAUGCAAUAAGCCGUUCAGAAGAUGAAUAAUUGAUUGUGUACAUUUUCAAACAUUUCAGAAUAAAUGAUAGUUAAAUAAAA